AUGCGAUUGGCCUUGUUGGUGGCGGCGCUGGGAACGGCGAUCCACGCAGAGAUUUGGACAGAGGCCGAUGAGUCGCGGCGGAUCGCGCAGGUAAUAAAUUUUGGUUUCAUCGACGUCAACGAAUCUUACCUCGACUUUCAUAAAUUGCCCAUUUCUUUCGAUAUUAUCCACGAUGAUUUUGCGCUUUUCUGUAAUUCCCAACGCGUAUUUUACGUUUUCCUCCCAUCAGUCACCCUCUCCACCCCCUAUUUUUGAUUCAAUUGUCAAUCCCAUCCGUUUUUCGGGUAAUUUAUGCGUUUUUUCCUUGUGAAUCGCUCCCCGAAUCCGCAGACAAUAGAAUCAAACGUUUAACCUUCACUUUCGGGCUGAUUACACCUGAACGCGAGGCUUUAGACCGCUUUAAACUGGGGUGCACCGAAUGAGUUUGGGCUAAUCCUAUUCGAUUCUACAAAAAAGUAAAAAAUGUUUGUGAGGAGACUACUCAAAAAUCAAUCGUUUUACGGUUGAAUGGCCCUUGAAAAGUUCUUUUACAGAAUGUCUUGAAAAACCCCCGAACAAUAAACUCAUAAUUGCGCAAUCAAUUACAUAAGAUUAAGAAGAAGUUUGACCAAAAAAUCAGAAGAUAAUCAUGAAUAAUAUAAAUAAAAGUGAACUUUCAGCUGAAACAAGAGGAAAGUCGAGUAUUUGAGAUGCAGAUGAGAGGUCAGAACCCUUUUGCUGGUAACCCUAGUAAUAUCUACAGUAAUGGCCAUGUGGGAUACACCCCUCAUUAUGGUUAUGAUCCUUAUGUUGGUCCAAUGAAUUAUGAACGGAAGGGUAAGAAAAACUUUCAACAUUACCAGAAAAAGUUUAUUAGGGAGACUUACAGAAACAACGCAGGGUUAAAGUAA
Bursaphelenchus xylophilus (pine wood nematode) is the source of this 890-nucleotide messenger RNA. The record is from the annotation of a GenBank genome assembly. NCBI's taxonomy places the organism in Eukaryota, Metazoa, Nematoda, Chromadorea, Rhabditida, Aphelenchoididae.